AUGAAGCCUAGGCCACUCUUGAGGAUUAGCUACAGCUUGCAUCAGUACGACAGUACCUUCGAAUCACUCUUGAAGAGUACCUUUCACACUCAAAAUUAUCGAAACUUCAGAGCUAGGGCAGUUGCCUCCUCCACCUCAAGACUAGAUCAUAAUCCCAAAUACGCUUUAGAGCCAUACAAUUUCACACCCCCCUUUAUCAUCCCGCAAUACCCAUCCUAUUUCACAAACCUCGUCAACAUACUCGGCGUGGAGGAUUCCAGUGGAUAUUGUGAGGUGCCUGACUAA
Molecule: messenger RNA, 285 nt
Organism: Arabis nemorensis
Lineage: Eukaryota; Viridiplantae; Streptophyta; Magnoliopsida; Brassicales; Brassicaceae
Source: the annotation of a GenBank genome assembly